AUGGAGCUUGCAGCCGGUGGAAUGCUGCCAGUACGAAUUUGCAGGGUUUCUGCAAAUCGUGCCGUUAUGAAGCUUCUGGCUGUUGUUAUCUCCGCAGUCUCGUUCUUGAGCGCCGGGGCAGCACAUUAUGACGGCCUGGACGAACGCGAGCCCAUGCAAUCGACAGAACAUGUUGCCCGCCCCCAUGUUGGAAAUGUUCCUUAUGGUGAGAACUAUCCCGACUAUAAUUGGAACCUCGUGCUAACCAAUGAAACAGGCACGAUCAUAAAUCAGUGCAAGUCGCCUGGCCUUGUCGCUCUUGCGUUCGACGAUGGCCCAUGGGUAUUCACAAACCAGUUGCUGGAUCUUUUGGAUCAACUUGGAGUCCAUGCCACGUUCUUUGUCACCGGUGAUAAUAUGGGCAAGGGCCGCAUCGACGACUGCAGCCGUCCCUGGCCAUCCAUACUAUACCGCAUGUACGAAUCGGGGCACCAAAUCGCUAGCCAUACGUGGACGCACCAAAACCUCGAUCACGUCAAUCACGCAGUCCAGCAAGCUGAAAUGGUUAAUAAUGAAAUCGCCUUGCAAAACCUGUUCGGGUGGAUUCCUACGUAUACGAGGCCGCCAUAUCUAGAGUGUACCGCCAAGUCGGGCUGUCCGGAUUUGCUGGGCAACCUCGGCUAUCACGUCAUUACUAGCAACAUCGAUACUAAGGACUAUCUAAACGACGGUCCUUAUCAAGUCCAGAAAUCGAAAGAUCUCUUUGACGCCGGCAUAUCUACGCAAUCCACGAAAAACAGCUACAUCGUUUUGGCUCAUGACACACACAGUCAGACUGCCACCAAUCUCACGGCUUUCAUGACACGAACAGCCAAGGAUCGAAGCUAUAAAUUAGUAACGGUGGGAGAAUGUCUCGGAGACCCAAAGGCAAACUGGUACCGAUCUGUACCGAAUGGAAAGCACGCUUGUAAGAGCAUCGGAAGCUCCACCACAGCCGACUCGUCAACGUCUACGGAAAUGGCCAACACUACUGAAACUGUGCCUUCUUCUACUGAAUCCGCGCCUUCUUCCACGAGAACCACAGAUACCACUUCAACCCAAUUGGUUCCAUUGGCACAGACGAAGGCGGCAAGCUCUGGAGUCGGAUUGACCCAUAUCUGCCGCCACUGCAUUUAUCUAGGCGUGAUGGUAUUCAUUCUAGGAAUGCACGGGAUUUAG
Messenger RNA from Purpureocillium lilacinum, 1197 nucleotides. Lineage: Eukaryota; Fungi; Ascomycota; Sordariomycetes; Hypocreales; Ophiocordycipitaceae. The record is from RefSeq and is a predicted model, not a curated record.